GAACUCAGCCAUUAGAGGAUCUUCGCUUAUAUAUGUUUCACCUCACCACGUCAAUAAAGCAGCUCGGUCAGUCGGAUUGUCGAGCAAGUAGCAAGUGGACGCGUCAGUGGGACUUGACAUUGGGGACUGGCUGAUCGCCUGAUCUCGUAUUAGUCGUCUUGGUCGCCAAUUUCCUCGGCUCUUCCCCUCGAUCGAUCGACUCGUUGAUCGAUGAUCUGUCGUACAUAGUCUGUCCUCACGUCCUCGCGUUAUACUGUAUCCGCAUCUAUACCGUGUCGUGUCGGUCAUAUCGUGUCGUGCUGUUCUGUACCGUGUCGCGUAGGGGCAUCCACUGAGCGUGAUCCGUACGGUAUAUUCGUCGCGGACCGGUGCCCGGAGAAGACUCCAGCUAGAGACCCAGAGGGACGACGGAUCACCGUUCAUCUCUUGCGAUUACCGCACCGUACGUCGUGGCGCCGUGACGCCGCGACGCCGCGACGUUAACGGGCUUCGUCGGCGACCUCAUCUGCUGUCAAUCGCAGCGGUCGCGCCGACGACGAGGGCAACGUUUCCCGGAUCGAAGGGAAGAGUCGCGUCCAUCCACUGCUGAUAUGGGGCCGUUCGUCGAGCGCUUGGUCCUCAGCGCGAGCUCUUUCUGCUUCGGGAAUAAAUAAAACUCAUCUGAUUCUCGAAGAGUGCGACGUUCCUUUCUAAGAUAGACAACAGGCUCAGGAUGGCGUCGACCUCCAGCAGCACGUCGCCCGAUGUCCAGGUGCUGAUGGGCAAGGGCAAGCGAGGGGCGGCCGCCUACAUCAGCUUGACCACGGGUCGAGACACCGGCGGUUGUCCACCGUAUCUCAACGAGCUGCUGAACGUCCUGUUGAACCCCAGCAAGCCCAUCGACGAUUGGGAGACCAUCGACUGGUGCAAGUGGUUGAUGGCCGGUGGACGCACGCCCGACGAGUUCGCCAGUACAGUACGUACUUAUGAUAAUGCUACUACUUGUGGUCUGGUAUGGACACCAAACUUUGUAGCAUAUCGCUGUCGUACAUGUGGCAUAUCUCCUUGUAUGUCCUUGUGUACUGAGUGUUUCAAAAAAGGAAAUCAUCAUCGUCAUGAUUUCAAUAUGUUUCUCAGCCAAGCAGGUGGUGCAUGUGACUGUGGCGAUACAUCUGUGAUGAAGGAGACUGGAUUUUGUGAUAGGCAUGGGCCAAAGGCAGCUGUAAAUAAAUCAGUCGCACCAUCAGAUCUGAUGUGUGUAGCCGAGGCAAUGAUGCCCAGAAUUAUUCUUCGACUUAUACAACAUUUACGCGAGAAUUGUAAAAUGGAUGUAGAUUAUAGAGGUGCUAUACAUGAAGCAGAUUCAUAUUUAACUAUGCUGCUCGAUUUAAACAAUAUGGGCGCAUUAAUGAGACACGUUAUGACAUCAGCUCUCACGAAUCCGCAAAAGUAUCGAGGUCUCAUGGAUCCCUCGGUCUUAACGGGACAAUCCGAGUAUGAUAGUUAUUGCCAAGAUAGCAAUAAAAUAUAUCAGCAUGCCGUAAAAUCGUUGCCGAAUCCAGAACCACCCGAUGAAUAUAAAGAAUGUGUAUCGCUUCAAGAACACUUGGAACAUACCACAUUCUUGGAGGAACUGAUGUUCUGGACAGUUGCUUACGAAUUUCCGCAAAAAUUGGUCUGUCUAUUAUUGAACAUGUUGCCAGAUCCUGAUUAUAAGGAAGCUUUAACCCGCGCCUUUGUGUUGCACUACAGUAGAAUCUCUAUGAUGCUCGAGCGUUCCACAGAUCCCGAUACGUUGAGCAAUAGAGUAGUACAUGUUAGCGUACAGUUGUUUAGUAACGAGAAGCUAGCAUUAAGGAUGGUUGACCAGUUAAAAUUGUUACAUGUUAUGGUUAUCAGUUUGAAAUACAUGAUGAGCAAAAUACUCAUUGAGAAUACCUUGCAUGAUCCGGAUAAGAACUUUCAUUAUGUCGUGGAUUGUGGACGUCAAGUGAUGAAGGAACAUUGUUAUUGGCCAUUGGUGUCCGACUUAAACAAUGUGCUCUCACACAAACCAGUCGCAGUCAGAUUUAUGAGCGAUAAUACUCUCUUGGAAAUGUGGUUCGAUUUUUUGUCCAUGUUUCAAGGCAUGAACGUCAACCAAAGAGAGUUGAGCCAGCAUGUCGAAUUCGAACCCAACACUUAUUAUGCAGCGUUUAGUGCGGAAUUGGAGGCUAGUGCGUACCCAAUGUGGGCCUUAGUGUCGCAUCUUCGCGGACCUGAAAGUGCGACAUUAAGUCGACGAGUACUCGCCUUUUGCCUCACGGCUUUGCAAGAUUGGUUAGAUGCCGUGAAUUAUACUCAUCCAAACGUAAGUGAUAGUCUGCAAGUGUCGUUUCAUCUGCCGCUUCAUCGAUAUCUCGCCGUGUUUAUGUGUCAGGCAAUUAGACAACAGGGAGCGACUCUACGCGAGUUACUACCGCCCACAGACAUGUUGCAUCUCCUUAUGAUGCAUCCACUGCGAGUUCAGGUGGCUUUUUAUGAAAUCUUGAAUGGAUUAUGGGUUCGCAACGGACUCCAAAUAAAGGGCCAAGCAAUGACUUAUAUUCAGUGUAAUUUCUGCAAUUCCAUGGUAGAUGCAGAUUUGUAUCUGUUACAAAUUUGCGCCACGAAAUUAUUGCCAGAUGUCUUUCUGAAAACUAUCAUCGAAAAAUUUCAUGUGAAGGAAUGGAUGAGUUUAUGCUUGUAUAAUGCUCCACAAAAUGAAUAUCUUGAGGGCGAGCACGAUACGCCGAUGUUAGAGAGUUGUCUAACAUUCUUGGCUACAUUAGUCAACGUGAGAACAAAUCUCGGCUUAUCGGAUGCUGAGAUGUCUCGUCUUGAAAUGGUGACUCUAUUGUGUAUGGGUGAUAAGACACAUAGCCAACUAAUGGAACUGAUGCCAGAACGCUGUGGAACCACUCAAAACAGAGACUUCGAAUCUGUCCUGGCUGAUGUAGCGCAAUAUAGAGCUCCGAAUCUUGAAGCGAGUGGCAAUAUGCAGCAAGGUAUGUACGGACCGAAGCCUCGGAUAUGGGACGAGCUUUUCGAUCCUUUGCAUGUUUUGUUACGAGCAGUGCAUAGGAGAGACUUCCAAAUAUCCAUGGACCGUUUUACGGAAUACGUGAAGCAAUCAGGCAAACUGAAAAACAGUGCUACUCCUUGGCCUCCAUUUAGGCAUCCCGCUCCGGUAUCGUCCGAUUAUGAUGAUCCUCGGAUCGUUCUACGCACCAGAGUUUUUCAUGCUAUGAUCCUGAUAAUACUGUAUAAGGCUGUAAAUGGGCAUAAUAUAUCAGAGCACGUUAUGGCAUUAGCUGUUUAUCUUCUGGAGAUGGCGGUGAUUACUGCGGAUUCACCUGAUAAAUCUGUGAAUCCUUUAUGUCAAUAUACCCGUAGCAGCUUUCGCGUAAUAAAGGAUAUGAAUUUAGGUGGAUGGUAUAAAAGUGACAGUUUGUCCGAAAAUCUGAGGACAGUGAUACCUCGAGUGAUUCUAGUCCAAGAGUCGGAGCCGAAUAGCUCGGACAGUGAAUUUGAGUGGGAGGUACAAGGAGAAAUGAGCGAAGUGACAACAUCUUUAAUGCUAAAUGACAGUACCAACUAUAAUAAUAGUACGAAGAAAGACGCUCUGAAAUUUUUAGAAUUUUCUAUGAGGAAUACAGGAGACACUGCGAGGAACGACAAUAGUGUAUCGAAUGCGAAUGCAACAUCUUUGUCGGCUUUACCACCGUCAGUCGAAAAUGCUAGGCCCUUACCAGCUUUACCAUCAACAAGUGUGGAAUAUAAUUUGAUUGUACCUGAAGAUAGAAUCGUUGCUAUACCUCGUAGUAACAGUGAGGAUGACUUAAGGAUAUCUCUGCAAAGAGCUCUACCAUCAUCUGGAGAAGAAUCUAUGGCCCUAGCAAUAGAAUCGCCCCCUUCGCCAAAUAAUGCAAUUGGCGACCAGCCUGCGUUACCACCUGCUCCUCAACGUCCGGCAGUUAUGGCCGGAAAUGAGAUAAUCGCGGCACAUUCAGUUAACUAUAGAUCUACAGAAAUCGUUCCAUCCACAUCAAACCCUCACAAACAUUUUAAAAGGAGAGAACCACAGGCUGGAUCGAUGCAACCACAAACUGUAAAAGUAGGAGAAAGCAUAAUUUCCCUGCUAUUGAAAUUACAUUCUCAAUUGUCGGGUGUACCGGAUAGCUACAAUCCUGAACAGAGUGCAAUAUCAGAUAAUGAAGCUAGUAGCAGCAGUAGCAGUAGCAGCAGCAGCAGCAGUAGCAGUAAUAGUAAUAGUAAUAGUAGUAAUUCUUCCGCACUGAGUGAGUCGCGGAUUGGCGAUGGGCCAUUCUUCAUAUCACAACUACUCAGAAAAAUAGCGGAUUUAGAUCCUAUAUGUAAACAAACUAUUAUCGAGACUAGAAACAAAUUGUGGCCCCGCAUGCAAGAAUGCGAGGAGGAUGAGCAGCGAGAAAGAGAGAAUCGCGAACGAGAGGAGCGACGAAGAAGAGCAAAGGAGAGGCAACAAAAGCUGAUGGCAGAAUUUGCCAACAAGCAGAAACAAUUUAUGGAGAAAGCAAUGAAGACUGAAGAAGCAGGUGCAUCUGGAAUGGAUUGGGAUCAGGAGGAGAACACAACUAAAUUAGCUAGUAAAAAAGAAUACGAUUGUGUGAUAUGUAAUCAAACUACCCCCAGUAGCGAAGAUAAACCAAUGGGACUUGUUGUAUUAGUUCAAGCAACUAGUAUCAUUGGCCAUGAACGACAAGAAUCAGACAGGCUAAUUCUUCCCACAUCCGAUGAGGAUCCAUCUAUACCGAAGGGAAAUACCCGAGGGGCUUAUUUUGACCGCAGAAUGGACGAAAUGAGUCGUUUAUUUCACACGUUUUCGUGGCUAGUCUCGGUGAAUCUAGGCUGGGAAGGCGGUGUCCAUGUACAAACGUGCGGUCACCACCUACACUUAGAUUGUUUAAAAUCCUAUUUGGAAUCUCUUCGUAGUCAACAACGACAACAGAAUCUGGCAGUAGAACGGGGGGAGUACUUCUGUCCGCUUUGUCGACAGUUAGCCAAUUCUGUUUUGCCGUUGUCGCCACAAUUAGGCGAGUGCUCAGCAGUGGUGCGAUCUCGUCACGCUUCCACAAAGACUAUAUUCGCAGAUUUGAACACGUUCCUCAAAGAGAUACAACGAAAUCCGAUCUCUUCGAAUCUAGCUGUAGCGAUGGGAAAAGCGAUGGAGGAUAUGACGACUUGCACGUAUCUAAAAUAUAAGCAAAAGAACUGUAAACCUAGUCACCAAAGCUUGUUCCUUUUCGUAACUUCAGUAGCUCGAACCAAUUUUGAGAUCGAACUCGUGCAGCGUGGCGGAUCGUUGUGCGAUUCACCGCCCACUACGAUACCUCUAACGCCUAAACGCGAUUGUAUAGUUGCGCUUCUUCACGUCUUGGCCAUGCAUGCUCGUGUACUUGUUACCUGGCCGGUACAUGACGUGUGGCAGCAGUUGGCUAUACCGCUGAUAGAAGAACCGACAUCUUCGUUCGCCUUGACACCAUGCGAAAGAGAGGUUCCUUUACUCCUGCGAGACCCGACUGCUAUGCUCAUUCAAUUCAUAUUGUUGUUGCCGUUGCAUCUGGAUCAAACGUACUUCUCGGGCGUGGUAAAGGUCCUUUACAACUUGCUGUACUAUCAAGUAAUACUACAGAUAAGCUGUAAUUUCUCGCGAGCCGAACGAAACACAAUCUUGAAGAGGAGAUAUAGCUGCGCUACCACGCCCUCGGAGACUAUAUUAGCCCAAGUUAUCGAAUAUUUUAGUGACAGCGGACUUUACUCCGGUACAGAUGAUGACAAGCCGUCUACAUCGUCUUCGCCAACUUACGCCAAAGUGAAAACGCACUGCAUCGAACAACAAAUCCAGUCGUUAUGUUUGCCGUUUCUGCGAGUAGCUUCGUUGCUGCGUUAUCACUUGUACGAACAGCCUUUGCCUCUAAUCAGAACGCCGCAGAGCGAGUUUGUAAGAUUGGUGUACUAUUUGGAGCUGGUCACAGAAGGCAUGAGUUGGGACAGCUUCGAUUCGACAGUGGCCUUAAAUUGGCAAGAACCAAAGGCGAGCGUCUCGGUGCCACUUUUUUGGUGUGAUCAAUUACUCGGAUUUCUUGCCAAUUGGCAAAAUCAUCAGCCAGUCCGCGGCCUGAUCGUGGAACAGCAUAUAUCUUGGCAUAUGCCGAAGUUGCUCAGUCUCCCGAGAGAAUACGAAAAGAUCUUCACGUACUACCAUGAGCGGCAAUGCAGCCAAUGCCAUUCUGUCCCGCAGGAAAUUAGCAUCUGUUUGUUGUGCGGCACUAUCGUCUGCCUUAAACAAAACUGUUGCAAACAGAUGAAUGUAUGCGAAGCUAUUCAGCAUUCGAUCGAUUGUGGAGGCGGAACUGGUAUUUAUCUCGUAGUGACUUCGACUUACAUUAUCGUGAUACGCGGUCGACGAGCGUGCUUGUGGGGAUCUUUAUAUCUUGAUGAUUUCGAAGAAGAAGACAGAGAUCUAAAACGUGGUAAACCCCUAUAUCUUAGCCAGGACAGGUAUCAACUAUUGGAACAACAAUGGCUGGCACAUAGAUUCGAUCAUACGAAGAAAUCAUGGGUCUGGCAUCGCGAUGCUUUGUGACCCCUCACGAUGUUAUUACGUCUCACUCAUCUCUCUUAAUCUCAGACUCCAAGAAGACUUUCUCCCUCUUUUCUUUUUUUUCUAUCUUGUUCUUAUAAUUCCCGCAGUUAUUUUCAUGCAAAAUGCCUCGCCCUUUCGUAGUAAUGCCCGCGCGCUUUAGAGACUAACAGAAAUAGAUCGCUCUUAAUAGAUAUUAUAUAUUUAUUAUGCAGUUGAAUAAAUAUAGUAGGCAUAUAAAUGACAAAUGAAAGUAUUACAAAAAAACACACUUGUCUGAAGAAAAGAAUAAAUUUUGUUCAUAUAGUCACGCGUAACUUGAUUAAUGCAUAUUAUGUAGAAAUUUUAUGUAUUUUACGAUGCUCUCAAAUUAUAAAACCUUGUACAUUUUAUUUAAAUAUAUACAUCGGACCAUUCCCAAUUUAAUAUUUCCGCAUAAUUAUCUCUGAAACAGUGGUUAAAAAAAAAUUAUUAAAAGCUGACGUCUCUUUUUCAAAUUAUAUGUUAAACUGACAAAUAGUCGAAAUAGAGUAUAAUUUGAUUUUUUUUUAAAUAGCCACUAAUUUUAGUGAUUAUUAUAGAAAAGAUUAAAGUGAAAUGCGUACUCUGUAUAUACAUAUAUAAAAUACGUCCUAAUAAUAUACAUAUAUAAAAUACGUCUUAAUAAAAAAAAAGUACUUAUAUAGAAUGUAGCGUUUCUACUUUAUAGGCGAAAACAAUAUUCAAGUGAUAAUCGCAAAGAGAUAAAACCCGUGUGUAGUUUUGAAUAAUUGAAUUGUUUUAAAGAUAGAUACAAUUUUGGAUUUAUGUUUCCUUAUUUCUGAAGCACUUUGCAGAUUGUAUGUAAAGCAAACGCAGAUUUUUUCGCGAAUAUUUAUAUUUUAGCAUUAAUGUAUAAAAUAUACUAAUUUUCCAAAUAAUAUUGCUAUGAACAAGAUCAUGUUACUAGAAAUAUGAAAGAAAUGUCGAAGACUGACAUCUUUAAAUCUGUAUUUAUGCCCAACGACAAAGAUACUAGAAUCUAUAUAUAAUCAGAAA
Messenger RNA from Camponotus floridanus (Florida carpenter ant), 7660 nucleotides. It is a transcript of the gene Ubr3, whose product is annotated as E3 ubiquitin-protein ligase Ubr3. The record is from RefSeq and is a predicted model, not a curated record. Lineage: Eukaryota; Metazoa; Arthropoda; Insecta; Hymenoptera; Formicidae. Gene Ontology annotation, cellular component: cytoplasm; ubiquitin ligase complex. Gene Ontology annotation, biological process: protein ubiquitination; ubiquitin-dependent protein catabolic process via the N-end rule pathway. The coding region runs from base 713 to 6625 and encodes 1970 amino acids. The transcript is spliced from 28 exons. Gene Ontology annotation, molecular function: zinc ion binding; ubiquitin protein ligase activity.